AUGGCCGAGGCCGUCGACUACCAGGGCAGCCCAUCCUCGGCGGUGGCCGCUGUCCCCGCCUUCGAGGAGGAGACCGAUGAGGGCAGGUGUGUCCGGAUCCUCUCCACCUUCGGCUUGGACCUCAGCCUCGCCGUCGCCUCGGCCCCCGUCGACCCCGACUCGACUGAUCUGGCAGCUCCAGCUCUGCCGCUUGGGGCGGAUCUGGUCAGGCCCGCGCCGCCUGCUCUACGUCACCUGGCUGGCGUCGCCUGGAAGCUGGUAAACCUGCCCUUCGACGUGAUCGCGGGCGGAAUGGGCGUCGUCCUGGGCACCCUGCGACACGGCGCACGGGCGUUCAACGGCGCGCUCGCCUUCCUCGGCUUCUCUCCUGGGCAGCACAAGCUCUCCUCAGAUGCCGUUGGGACUAGGGCGACACACCUUCCCCGUGUCGUCUUGGUCCUCCAAGGCGCAAUGUGCAAGCGAUGCGUUCUACUUGCCCGGCGUGGAGAGCCGGGGUCCCAAACACAAAUGGACGGCUGCUGA
Messenger RNA from Miscanthus lutarioriparius, 522 nucleotides. The record is from the annotation of a GenBank genome assembly. Lineage: Eukaryota; Viridiplantae; Streptophyta; Magnoliopsida; Poales; Poaceae.